This is a messenger RNA of Aspergillus costaricaensis CBS 115574, 1727 nucleotides long. RefSeq names its product serine/threonine-protein kinase. The transcript is spliced from 5 exons. Gene Ontology annotation, biological process: cellular response to oxidative stress; protein phosphorylation. Lineage: Eukaryota; Fungi; Ascomycota; Eurotiomycetes; Eurotiales; Aspergillaceae. The record is from RefSeq and is a predicted model, not a curated record. Gene Ontology annotation, molecular function: ATP binding; calcium/calmodulin-dependent protein kinase activity; calmodulin binding. Bases 404 to 1597 code for a protein of 397 amino acids.
CCGAUCUCCAUCAAUUUUAUUUCCCACAUUCCCCCAGAAGGGCAGCAUCGCUAGCAGCCUGUGUCUGUCUUCUGUAGGUAUAUCUCAGAAGCAUCAUCCUCAACUGGCUUUGGGAACCCUCCCCCCACUCCGAACAGUGUCCGCCCAACGGCUGUCUGCGCCGAAACCCCGCAGUCGGAACUCCACCACAUCGUCCCAUUGCGACGGAACAACCCAGUCCCUAUUUCUGCCUAUCACCCUGGCUCGUUUCACUUUGCCUGUGAAUCCUUCACACUUCCUGCAGACGCAGGCCCGAACCACCCUUAUCCCGUCUGCCUUGAAACCCGGACCCUAUCGACUGUCCACCCUUACGAUCUCCACCCCUGAAACACGACUCCGUCGCUUCUUGAAAUAUCAUAUAUAAAUGGCGUCGCAACCGCAAGCAGGUCAACGGCCGAAGGUCCAGCCCUGCCGAUACAAGACCGGAAAGACCCUGGGAGCUGGCUCCUACUCGGUCGUCAAGGAAUGUGUGCACAUCGACACCGGCCACUACUAUGCGGCCAAGGUCAUCAACAAGCGCUUGAUGGCUGGACGUGAGCACAUGGUUCGAAAUGAGAUCGCGGUGCUGAAAAGGGUGUCGAUGGGGCAUCAGAACAUCCUGACCUUGGUCGAUUACUUUGAGACUAUGAACAACUUGUAUCUGGUUACCGAUCUUGCGCUUGGUGGCGAGCUUUUCGAUCGCAUUUGCCGAAAGGGCAGUUACUACGAAUCCGAUGCCGCGGACCUCAUUCGUGCUAUUCUUUCCGCUGUGGCAUACCUGCACGACCACGGCAUCGUGCAUCGGGACCUGAAGCCAGAGAACCUUCUUUUCCGCACCCCGGAGGAUAAUGCGGAUCUACUGAUCGCAGACUUUGGUUUGUCGAGGAUCAUGGACGAGGAGCAGUUCCAUGUUCUUACAACGACGUGCGGUACACCGGGAUACAUGGCGCCCGAGAUCUUCAAGAAGAGUGGCCAUGGAAAGCCAGUAGACAUCUGGGCCAUCGGUGUCAUCACCUACUUCUUGCUAUGCGGCUACACCCCCUUUGACCGCGACUCCAACCUGGAAGAGAUGCAGGCCAUCCUUGCAGCAGACUACUCCUUCACCCCAAUCGAAUACUGGCGCGGUGUUUCCCACGACGCACGAGACUUCAUCAAGCGUUGUCUAACCAUCGACCCCAGCGCUCGAAUGACAGCCCACGACGCCUUGCAACACGCCUGGGUCAACCCGCCCUACGACACAUCCGCCGACAAGCUCGGCUCCGGCGAAGAUCUCCUCCCGACAGUCAAGAAGAACUUCAACGCUCGUCGCACCCUCCACAAGGCCAUCGAUACCGUUCGCGCCAUCAACAAGCUUCGCGAAGGCGGCGGCCUAAUGAUGGACGGCAUGAUGAGCGUCGACCCCAAGCCCGAACGAGUCAACGGCAACGACGUCAUCGAAGAACGACGGGACCACGACGGAGACAUGGAAAUCGACGGUCGUGCCAAUGCUCGUGGUCAGACGGAAGAGCAGAUCCGCGCUCAGGAGCGGAAAGUCCAAGAAAUGGUUGCCGGGUUGUGGAGUCGCACUGGGAAGAAAUAAGGGUUGGUAAUAAGUAUAUAUACAUCGUAUUGUUAUUACUUUUUGUGGGAUCUUUUCUACUACUACUAUAAGCUUAUAUACCUUUGCUCCCUUUCGCUGUCACCCACUCUCUUAUUAUUAUCCUAUCCGC